CGAAGCCUCAAAGCCAGGAACCUAUCGUAUGUACGGAAAAUAUAUUAUUAUUUCUGAAGAAAUGUAUAUGGUACCGGGCAGCGCAUGCCCGGUGAGCCUCGUUUUCAUGUAUUUCAUAUACAGGUUUAUUACGUUGCUCAUAUUAAUGGCGCGAUAGUUGGUUGAUGAUUUAGAUUUGAGUGCAUCUGGCUUACGAUCAUCCUAGUACGAAAUGGCAUCCUCGAUACUUGAUGAUGGAGAAUACUACAAAAAGAGCUUUGGAGUAUUUCUGAAGAAAACUAAUAAGGGAGAAAAAGAUAAAGAAAUCAUUAAGCUCUACCUUCCAAAUGUUGUAAGCAAGAUACUUCCACAUCAUGAUGAAUCUCAGUUUAAUGUUUUAAGUAUUGGAUGUGGAGAUGGAGAAAUGGAUCGAUACAUUGUGGGCGUCAUCAAAGAAGAGCUACAAAGGCACGAGAAACACAAAAAUACCAAGAUAUUUACACGUGCGAUCGAUCCUAACGACCAUUAUGUUAGUCAAUACAAAGCUUACAUCGAUAGGUCACGCAAUGAUGACCAAUCUUUCUUCAGUGUUUCACAAAAGACAUUUGAAGAGUACAAAAAAGAACAAAUGUCCAAGACCAAGCAGGCAAACGAGGAAGAAAAGUUCCGCAUUGUGCACUUCAUACAUAGUAUCUACUAUGUUGAUCCAGAGGAGGCUUUGGCCUACUGUUUAGAAAAGGUGUUACACGAGAAUGGCCAAGUGGUUUGUGUCGUCGAAGGUUGUGAUUUAGUAUCAAACGCACUCGUUGAAAUGGCGAUUCCAGUCAGGCAGGUUAGAAAGCAUUCCCCUUACGAGUCAUAUGCYGAGCAACUCAAACAAAUUGCCGAGAAGCGAGGAUGGAAAGUGGAUCURCAUAUGCAGAUCUAUUCCAUGGAUAUUACUGAGGUCUUUGAUGAGAAAUCAGAAGAGGGAAACUUGUUACUUGAUUUCAUGACCAAAGUAAAGAAUUUUCGCGCCAUAACUGAAAAAAACAAAGUCGAGGAAAUACUAAAGUUGAUUAAAGAGUUAUCGAAAGUCACGGAGAAUGGAAAGCGUUUGGGCAAAAGAAAUGAUGGAAUUAUGUUCAUUUAUAAAAACUAGUCAAGAGUAUUUUAUUUUAGGUUUCAUAGCUUGGCUGCUGUAAUAUAUAUAUAUUUUUACAGCUAACCAAACUAAUAGAAAUUUUUAAGAAAUCAAAAGAUUGAAACUCUUUAAUUUGCAAAACGUAUUUCGACAGUGUCUUCUCACAAUCGUCAGUUGCCACUAAAACAAUUUAGUCAAAUCCAACUAGCGGUCUAUCAUCAAUGAUGCGUUCUGAUUGGAUGAGCUACUACUAGACUUUACUCAAUGACUAAUUGCUAAAAAGCUAUAUAUAAAUAAUAGAACAAAAGAAUAAAAAUAUAGCUGAUAAAUAGUAAGCGUUAAGUUAAUACCGUAAAUCCUCUAUUUAGCCCCCCGGGGGGCUUAUUUAUUUCAUGCACGUUUGAGGGAGGGCUUAUUGGAGAGGGGGGGCUUAAUUGAGAGGGGGGGCUUAUUGAUUUAGUCUAAAUGCAGUAUGUAAUAUGAUUGUAACUCAGGAUUAAACGGAAGCAUUACUAUUGACCGUCUCGCAUAAUCUGUAGUGAUGUACAUGGCAUUUUUAUUAUUUGAUUCACCUGUGUUAGUCUCUCAAGUAUAAUUUACGAUUAUUGUGAAUAGCAAAACUAAAACACGGUAACAUU
Actinia tenebrosa (Australian red waratah sea anemone) is the source of this 1740-nucleotide messenger RNA. RefSeq names its product histamine N-methyltransferase-like. Lineage: Eukaryota; Metazoa; Cnidaria; Anthozoa; Actiniaria; Actiniidae. The record is from RefSeq and is a predicted model, not a curated record.